GAAAAGGCUUUUGACCGAGUCAAUCACCGUUACCUCUUUGAGGUGUUACGGAGUUUUGGAUUUGGACAGAAGUUCAUUCGUUGGAUAAGGCUAAUGUACACCGGUGCCACUUUUCGAAUAUAAUAUUCAUUGAAAGCUUGUGAGAGAGUAUGUUUGUUGUUUCGUGAAUUCAUUCUGCUGCACUUUUUUAACUCUUAUGUCUUUCUUUAUUUGUAGCUUAACGAUUUUGAAAUUAGACCGGGAAUACUAUUAAAAGCUAAACUUAACGUUCCACAUUUACCGAUCCAAUCACAAGACUCAGAACAUGGCAUGGAUUCGCUUAAUGAUAGUCUUCAUUUUAUUGAAAAUAAUGGAAGUAAAUGA
Didymodactylos carnosus is the source of this 363-nucleotide messenger RNA. The record is from the annotation of a GenBank genome assembly. NCBI's taxonomy places the organism in Eukaryota, Metazoa, Rotifera, Eurotatoria, Philodinida, Philodinidae.